Cuscuta campestris is the source of this 1589-nucleotide messenger RNA. The record is from the annotation of a GenBank genome assembly. Lineage: Eukaryota; Viridiplantae; Streptophyta; Magnoliopsida; Solanales; Convolvulaceae.
CCUCCUCCCUCUCCGCCCUCCAUCUUUUUCCCCGAAUGCGUCGGAGAAGAAAAUGGAGAACCUGCUGCCAAGUUUCAUGAAAGAACUAAUGCCGGAGAGAGGGAGGAUAGGGGCGGUGAACAUGGAUUAUGAAUGGAAUAGUAAGGCGGUUUCCGACAGCGGGGAAUCCAUCGUCCACGUCAAGUGGGAGGAAGCCUCGGAGCUCUUGGAAUGGAAAGAUCUGUUCCCGGAGUGGAUCGACGAGGAGGAGGAGAUGGACGGCGCCACUUACUGCCCCGAGAUCCCAAUGCCGGUGUUUGCCGACUACCCCCGCGUGUUCGACUUGGUGGUGGCGAAACUGCCGUGCAAUAAAUCCUCCGGCCGAGACGUGCGGAGGCUGCAACUUCACUUGAUCGCCGCCAACUUGGCGGAGAAGAGAGGGAGGCGGGACCGCCGCCGGAGGGUGAAGGUGGCGGUGCUCAGCGAGUGCAGGCCGAUGGUGGAGAUUUUCCGGUGCGAUGAUCUGAAGAAAAGGGCGGGAGAUUGGUGGUACUUUGAGGUGGAUAUCAUCAGGCUAGAACAUAAACUUGGGCUGCCCAUUGGUUCUUGUAAUUUGGCUAUGCCUCUUUGGGAUAAAGGCGUAGAUGAAGCGUACAAUAUUUCGAAUGUGGAACAAGACGGAAAGCCGUUAUCUUUAACGGCAAAACGAGAAGCAUACGCCACGGUGCUCCAUUCCACGGAAGCUUACGUUUGUGGCGCCAUAACUUUGGCCCAAAGCCUCCUCCGCACCGGAACCAAACGCGACCUUAUCCUCCUCUUGGACAACCGGAUCUCCCCUUCCAAACGCGACGCUCUCGCCAGAUCCGGGUGGAAGCUCCGAUUCAUCAGCCGGAUCCGGAACCCUAGAUCCGAGAGGGGCAGCUACAACGAGUACAACUACAGCAAGUUCCGGCUAUGGCAGCUCACCCGCUACGAGAAGAUCGUCUUCGUCGACUCCGACGUCCUCGUCCUCCGCAGCAUCGACUUCCUCUUCCGCUUCCCGCAGAUGUCCGCCGCGGGAAACGACGGAUCUCUGUUCAACUCCGGCGUGAUGGUGAUUGAGCCUUCCGACUGCGCGUUCCGCAUGCUGAUGCAGCGCCGGGAGGAGAUCGUCUCCUACAACGGCGGCGACCAGGGGUUCCUCAACGAGGUCUUCGUCUGGUGGCACAGGCUGCCGAGGCGGGUGAAUUUCCUGAAGAAUUUCUGGUCCAAUUCCUCGGUCGAGUCCGGUUUGAAGAACCAGCUGUUCGGGUCGGAUCCGCCGGAGCUAUACGCGAUUCACUAUCUGGGGCUGAAGCCGUGGCUCUGUUACCGGGACUACGACUGCAAUUGGGACAUCGGGGAUCAGCGCGUGUACGCGAGCGACGUGGCGCACCGGACGUGGUGGAGGCUCCACGACUCCAUGGAUGAGAGGCUGCAGAGAGAGUGCGGAUUGUCGGAGCAGAGGAAGAUUGAAUUGGAGUGGGAUAGGAAUGAGGCUAGGAGGAUGGGGUUACAAGAUGAGCAUUUGAAGGUCAAUAUUACUGAUCCUAGAAGGUUUAAUUAAUUGAUAAUCAAGUUCACAUUUUUCC